GUCGAGUCCUGCAAGGAAGGGUUACUGAUGUCAUUUUAGGAAAGUUUACUCGAUGUUGGGUACCUAUGAGGGAGUGCCAUUCUGAACGAGCACGGACACAAGGACAGUAUAAAGGGGAAAUGUUAUCAUGAGGCCGUCAACAGCAGAGUUGCUUCGAUCGGGACCCCUACCCUUAUCGAGAUGGCUGAACCUGAGGCUCCGAGAUGAGUUCUCUUACGACGACGACCAGUCGCUCGAUUCCGUGGAUGACAUCUGUCUGCCCCCAGGAACAAGUCCUUUGCUACGCUCGUUGAACACUACCGGUAGUUCGCCCGACAACGAGGUCGCCGCCGCCGUCGCCGUUGGAGAUCAACAGCGGGGGGCGAAUCAACCACCCUCCGCUGGCAAUGGGUCGUUGGUGGGGGGGGUCGGUGGUCAUCAUCAUCACCAACAGCAGCAGGCCCAGGCUCAGGCCAAUCAGCAGUCUGUACAGUCUACUAGCACUGGUCGGCCGUCCUCCAGAUCUGCCUCACCUCCCUCUUUGACGGGCAGUAUCACGCCAUCCCCUACUCGGCCAUCGGCGGAGGACUUGCCAGUUCACGCGCGUCUUGAGCGCCUGGACAAGGGCGAAUUAGAUGGCUUCCGUCACGAGUUCACCAAGAGUCAAGACGUGAAGGUCAUCGUUGGGACCUGGAACCUUGGCGGCCUUACGCCUCCCCAAGGUCUGGAGCUCGAUUCCUGGCUGGAAGUCGAUGAUCCGGCUGAUAUUUAUGUCAUAGGGUUUCAAGAGGUUGUCCCGCUCAACCCCAUGAACGUGUUAGGGACGGAGGAUGAGGAGCCGGCCGCUGCUUGGCAGGACUUAAUCAGGCGCACGCUGAACGAGAAGACGAAGAAACCAACUCCUCCUUCCCCUCCUCCUCCUCCUCGUCCUUCCCCUCCGCCUCUUCCUCCUACUUGUGCUUCAGUUGCAUCUGACGGUGCUGCUGCCGACGGGCAGCAGGCCCAACGGCAAAGGAAGACCUCGCCGCAGUCGGUGCCCGGUGCCCCCCCUUUAGAUGGGAGCCGGGGUCGUAGCUUUAUGUCCAGUAGUCGUAGCGUUGAUAGUAACGGUAUGAAUGCUAGUGGGGGUGGAGAGAGCAGCAGGGGCGGGAGCGGGAGCGGGCAUUGCCCCGAGGAUGACGAAGCCCUAGCCAACUCGGGGAAAAGGGAGGGGAUCGAAGACGGACCGACGGCGCGAUCCGCGCCAGCAAAUGGAGUAACAACAGCAAACGGAGGGGGAAAGGUCCUGCAGAAUUUGUGUGGAUAUGCAGGGGGCAAAGGACGAAGACGGUGGGAGGGGGGAUUCUCGGGUCGGGAGGUGCGUGGAGUAGUUAAGGUGGCGGCGCAAGAGGCGGCGCCAGAGGUCCGAGCGGGGUUGACCGGCGGGUUGGUAGUCUUCGGUGGGCGGGGACAUAAGGUUGACUGUCGUCCCGCGGGUGCUAGCCAUGCUGACGUGUCGUGUCGAAAAGGCGGGAAAAGAGGGGAGCUGAUCAAGAAAAUGAUUAGCUGGAAAGGAGAACAUGACCCAGGAAGAGAAGCAAGAAGGGGAGGAGGGGGAGGAGGAAGGAGAAAAGCAGUCGCUACAGUUGAACAAGCAGACGGCGAUGAUAAUGAGAAAGAGGCAGCAGGCAGAUCAGAAAAUGGCGCGAAAGGUGCGGAUGUAGCAUUGCGUUCAUUUAGCAAGACGGCGAUUGAUGAUAGGGCAAUAGAUAAGCAGAUAGGGGGGGGAUUGAUGGUCAUAGAUGGGCAGUUCAAGCGGGGGGAAGGGGGCCCGGCGGAACAGCAGCAGCAGGUGAGAGGGGACGGCGUUGACGUCAUCGUUCUGGGGACGGAGGAGGGGAGUACUUUGGUUGGGUUGUGCGAAGCACGCGCCUCGUCUGCCCAGUCUGCUGGCCAGGAGGAGAAGGUUUUCCCGUCGGAAGAAAGGGUAUUGACGGCAACAGGAUCGUCUUCAGCAUCAUCGUUAUCAUCAACAUCAGUAUCAGCAGCAGCAGCAGCAGGCGGAGGAGGAGGAGGAGGAGGAGGAGGAGUAGGAGGAGGAGGAGGAGGAGGAGUAGGAGGAGGAGGAGGAGGAGGAGUGCAGUAUGUGAAGGUCGCUAGCAAACAGAUGGUCGGGAUCUUGGUAUCUGUGUGGGUAAAGGCAGGGCUGCGGAGGUUUGUGCGAGGGGUGAAGGUGUCUUGCGUAGCAUGCGGGUUGAUGGGAGUACUUGGCAACAAGGGGGCUGUGGCCCUUAGCUUGUGUCUGUUCGACACGAGUUUUUGUUUCGUGUGCGCUCAUUUGACCUCGGGGGACAGGGAGGGCGAUGACCUGAAGAGGGACCACGACGUUGCGGAGAUUCUCAGGCGAUCAGUCUUCCCGCGCGCGAUCAAAUCCCCCCUCACACGUCUGCCGGAAACCGUUCUGGAACACGACCGUUUGAUCUGGUUGGGCGACCUUAAUUACCGUCUGUCGAUGGCGGACGCAGAGGCAAGGGAGUUGAUAGUCAACCGCGAGUGGGGCGUGUUGCUGGAGAAGGACCAGCUGCGCAUGGGCAGAUUUGCAGGUCGGGUAUUCGAGGGCUGGCAGGAAGGCGAGAUCUCCUUCGCGCCGACGUACAAGUACGCGGCCAACAGCGAGCGAUACGUCGGCGAAGACGUCGACGAUGGAGAGAGAAGGAGAACUCCCGCGUGGUGUGACCGCAUUCUGUGGAAAGGGGAUCACAUCAAGCAGCUGAGCUAUGGCCGUCAGGAGAUGAUUCUCUCCGAUCACCGACCCGUGAAGGCGGCAUUCCUGAUCUCUGUGGAGGAGGUGGUUCUUGAGAAGCUGGAGGCAGUGCUGGACAAACUGGAUAGCAUGCGCGCUUAUGAGACGCUGCGACCGGUCUGUGUGGUUCAGCCGCAAGCGGUGCACUUCGGUGAGGUCGGCUUUGCGGAGCCUGUCAAGAAAUCCGCAUUCCUGGUCAAUACCGGGAAGUUCCCCGCCAAAUUCACAGUAUUGUGGCCGUCGUUGGACCAGAACCGGUCGACGUGGGUGCGGGUGGAUCCGAAGGAGGGGGUGGUGGAGGCGGGAAAGAAGGCCAAGCUGAGGCUGCAUUCGUGGGUGGACACCACGUCCGUGAGAAGCGAGGAGGUCGUCGACCGAGGUGGCCUCCUGGAAGAUACCGUCGUCAUCCGAAUUGAUCAGAUGGGCGAUCUAUUUUUGUCUUGUAGUGCGCGAUAUGUCACCACGUGCUGGGGAUUCAGCUUGGCACGACUUGCGGCGAUCUCCCAGCCACUCCGGUACGUCGCUUUGAGGCAGCUAGAGGCGACGACUGACGAAGAGGAGGAGGAGGAGGAGGAGGAGGAGGAGCGGGAGGAGAAAGAGGCGAAGGAGGAGGGAGAGGAGGAGGAGGAGGAGGAGGAGGAAGAGGGGGAUGAGAAUGAGCAAGAAAAGGCGGAGGAGGAGGAGGAGGGGGGGGAGGAGGAGAAGAAGGAGGAGGGGGAGGUGGAAAAGAAGGUGGUUAAGGCGGAGGAACAAAGACCAACAGUAGGCGGUGGUGCAACCAGCAAUGAAGGGACGGCCUCCACGGACGAUCGGGAUCGGGACGAAGGUGCAUGUUACGAUGAAGAUGAUGACGAGGAUGACGAGUUGUUGACAUCAACACUGGCCGUGGCUCGCGCUGGCCAACAAGGGAGACGGGGGUGUCCGGUUGCCAGCCGUGGGGGGGGGGGUACUGCUCCUGUGUCGUCGCCAUCGUCGGCCUCCUCUUCCUCUUCCUUCUGUCUUCCUUCUCCACCCCUCUCUCUCCGUCCGUCUUACUCUCAUCCUGCUGCUGUCAGCCGGCGGCGAAGGCGUAAGAAGAAGAAGCAGCAGCAACUGGUCCGCCGGCAGCGGUUGCCGAAGGAGUUCAGUCAUUUGGUGGAUUUGCUGAUGAUGAGCGAGGAUCCGCUAGACUGGCUAGGGUUGUACGAGGACGAGCAGCAGCAGGGGCCUCAAGAGAGCGCGGCGGGGGAUGAAUGGGAGGAGGGGGGCUCGAAUGCGCUUGCUGUGACAAGCACGGAGUCUUCGUCAGGUUUAUGGAAGGAGUGGUGGGGAGGGGGGGGGGGAGGGGGAGCGGGAGGCACGGGGGAGAGAGAUGAGGGAGGAUGCGGAGGAGAUAGGAGGGGGCUGGUGGAACAGCACGCCCGCCGAGGGAGUUGGGGGGGAGGCGGGGUGGCGCUGCGGGUCAGCGAGUGGGCGGAGAGAGAAUGGCUGGGAAUUGGAUACUGCGGGCACAGAUGCGCGCAGGAUGCGCAGUCUGAAGAAGAGGAGAUGGGGGAUGCAGGGGGGGGGGGGAACCGGAGGAAAGUGCAGAUCUUGAGUUACGAGGAGCUAGGCAGUCGGAUCAGCUGUAUUCGAGCGGCUUUAGACAGUCCCAAGGGGGGCGGUAUGAGAGGAGGGCGGCAGAGGGGUUCUUUGCUGAAGUGGUUGGUGCUUUCCCUCCUCGCCUCGCUGCAGGCCCGGUCGUUCAGGCAAUACCUGGCAGAUCUUGCUGAAGACGAUGAAGAUUCGCCUAGGAAUCGACCGCCGCCGCCGUCCGCCGUGGUUGCGCAGACCCCGACUGGCGCCAAGAAGCAAGGCGGCGGCGGCGGCGGUGGCGGCGAAAGCUGUGAUGGCGGGAAAUGGGUCUGGCAGCGUCCAGCCUGGCAGCAGGUUUUGGCGGGAAUCGUGUUCCGGAUGCUGCCACGUCGGCUGACGUUGUCGGACGACUGCGAAGAUCUGGGCUGCUGUUUGCAGGCGGGGUGGUUCUUCGCCUGUCUGCUAAUCGGUUGGACGGCGGGAUGGUCAUUUUGUUGGGCGAUCGUAGCCGUCACAUGCAUCGAUUCCGUGAUUGUGAAGUGGUUGUGCGGACGCGCCGUGAUUAGACAGUGGCUGUCCAGUCGGCUUUUGCACAGCUGGAUGGCAAGUCAUUGGUUGCUAUCGGGCCUCUUGCUCAGCUGGGGUGUUAGGUUAUGCGUGCGGAUCGUUGCGUGGGUACUGUGGUUGGUGAUGUCACUGUUGGUUACGCUUUUCUUUCGUCCCAAAGGAGAAGGUGGAGGCAAUCAUCACGAAUGGAGAAGGUUGGGAGUUGGGGGGGAUAAUAGAAUGAAGCCGGGGACCUCGCGUCGGUUAGCUAUGGUGGAGUACGGGCGGAAGAACGAACCCGGAGGAGCAGGAAGAGGAGGAGGAGGAGGAGGAGGAGGGAGUAGUCAAGAGAGUUGGCAACAAUCAGUUGGCGCGGAAGGAAGUGGCGCAUUUGCAGGGACGUCGCUUUCUUAACUCUGGGUGAGUGGCGGCGGGAGGAAGGAGAAGGAGAGAGGGUAGUAAGGUACAGGGAGGAGAUGACAGGAUAUUUGCGCUGAGGGAGGAGGCAGUGAAGGGGGUGCCAGGGGAGGGGAAAGGGGGGGAGCGGGGGAGGCGGAGGGGGGAAGGGCGUUGGUUUCUGUUCCGACUCUGAGUACGAAUGAAUGCAUGAUAGCGCACGUAGGGUGGCAUAGCAAUGGUUGAGGAGGAGAAGAAGAGGAGGCGGAUACGGGUAACGGUGGUUAAGUAAUCUCAGAAGCACGACUGUUUAUCGUGGUGGGACACUUCAUGUGGAGUUAAGGGAAGGAAUGGCGUCGGGUAGGGUGCAGAGGGCAAGAAUGCCUGUCGUCGCAGAAAUAUUCAGCAGGGUUUUGUACAUAUAUAUACAUACAGGGGUGUUUUGUGUGUGGUUGUCAUUUGUGUGCGCGUAGCUGUGCUUGCGUGUUCGUCCGUGCGUACGUGUGUGUGUCUGUGGCCUUCGUGGUUCCCUGUAGGUCUGUCCCUCUCUUUCCCUCCGUGUUCGCCGAAACUUGGCGCCGUGAGGAGUCGAUUAACGCAUUGGCUUUGCGGGCUUCCGCUGAUCGGUUUUCGUUGUCGUCAACGAUCUUCUCCUGUGUCGUUACCUGAUUUGCUACCUGGUACGCACGUUGUGAAGCCGUAAAUGUUGUAUUUUUGACCCAUCUCUCUCCGCUCGCUCGUCGUUGCUGUCUCAGAGUGUGGUUUUGCAUCGAGAAGGGGGAGGAGGAUUGGAGAGGCCACACCUGCACUAGCACCCAGAUCUUAGGUGCUUGGCCGCCGCAGAUGAAUUGAAGUGAAAGAUGGCCGUGGGAAGCGAAGCAACAACGUAACCGCAGAGCUCUUCGUCGGCCCACGGGGAAGAAGAUUAUCACUUGAGAUCGUGGCGACGAGCGCGCCAACUUGUCCUUAUACCGGAGAGACCUUGGUCUGAUGGGGAGCUUGUAGUGUUAAAUGACAUCGUGGGUGGGCAUCUUUCUCUCUCCCCCUCUCUCUCUUUCUCUCUUUCUCUCUUUUUCUCUCUUUUUCUCUCUCUUUCUCUCCUUCUCUCCUUCACUCUUUCUCCCUUUCUCUCUUUCUCUCUCUCUAGUGCGCGGCGCUGCACUGUGCCACUGUCUAUGAGCGGAGUCGUUUCGUGGCGUGUUGUUUGCGUAGUAUUUUGAAUAAGUGGGUUUAUGAGGAGGAAGAGGUGGUUGCGUAUUUGCGACCCUUUAUGGCGCCGUCAUCCUGCUCUGGGGGAAUCAACGAGGAGUAGGGAUCUUUGGGGCGGUGGCCCACCAUUCUGGGGGAGGUAGGGAGUGAAGCUUCUUGUCAGUAAGUUGAGGCUUGGGUGCCUUUGCAUUGACAGUGGGGAACGGUCCCAUACAGAAAUGCGUGACACCUUACCGUCAUUAACAAGAGGUGAUUUUCCUGGAAUUUCCCAUGUGCGGCACAGUGAAAUGGGGACACAGAUAGCCACACCGAGAGAGAGAGAGAGAGAGAGANGAGAGAGAGAGAGAGAGAGAGAGAGAGAGAGAGAGAGAGAGAGAGAGAGAGAGAGAGUGCCAUGCGAGACCACCAGGGGAGGGGUUGUACUUCUGGUUAACCUCUUGAACGGCCCAUGUGCUUGAUUGAUUACCUGCAUUGCGUCGACUUUACAUGGAUGUGAGCUAAUGCAUACUGCCUGAUGGGAGGAGAGGAGAUGUGCACGACCCCAACUGCUCAUCUUUGGGCUACCUUUCAAGAAGGGAACACGGCUGCUAGUUUGUCCUCAAUCGAGGACGUGAAUUCGGUAUAGAGCCAUGGAUGGAUGGAUCCCUCUGCUGUCUCGUCGGCCUAUGUGUUUGGUCUGGCUAUGAUUGGCAUUAACAAACAGUCUGUUCUCUCAUCCGUCGACAGCGACCAAUUAAUUAUAUAUGGUGUCGUCAACAUGAUAUCUCGCAAUUCCCAUGAAAUGAGGGAUAACUCCAAAUGGCAGUGACGCCAAAUUAGUCAUAACAGGAUACUGCAAAGGAGGAGGUCGAAGGCGCAGCUGAAGGAGAAGCUGAAGAAUAAAGAUGGUUGAAUGAAAACGAACGUGAACAUGUGAACAAAUCGCAUCCGCGUUG
Messenger RNA from Chara braunii, 7401 nucleotides. NCBI's taxonomy places the organism in Eukaryota, Viridiplantae, Streptophyta, Charophyceae, Charales, Characeae. The record is from the annotation of a GenBank genome assembly.